Molecule: messenger RNA, 2647 nt
Organism: Lates calcarifer (barramundi perch)
Lineage: Eukaryota; Metazoa; Chordata; Actinopteri; Centropomidae
Product: rho-related GTP-binding protein RhoA-D
Exons: 5
Coding region: 160-741 (193 amino acids)
Biological process (GO): cell migration; small GTPase-mediated signal transduction; stress fiber assembly
Cellular component (GO): dendritic spine; cleavage furrow
Molecular function (GO): GTP binding; GTPase activity
Source: RefSeq, a predicted model, not a curated record
AUUGUGAGAGUUAAAUUUCUGAGGAUCCGUGAAUGCAGCACUCUGGGAGGGUCUUGUGAGCAUCGGUUUGGCUUCUCGGCCGCUGACUCUGAUUACGGCCGCUUCACGGGAGGAGGAAACACGGAGGUCUUCGGUAUUUGAAAGCACAGUCUGGGAAAGAUGGCAGCCAUCAGGAAGAAGUUGGUGAUAGUUGGGGAUGGUGCUUGUGGUAAGACCUGUCUGCUCAUCGUCUUCAGUAAGGACCAGUUCCCAGAGGUCUACGUCCCCACUGUGUUUGAGAACUACAUCGCUGACAUUGAAGUUGAUGGCAAACAGGUGGAGUUAGCAUUGUGGGAUACAGCAGGUCAGGAAGACUACGACAGACUGAGGCCUCUCUCCUACCCCGACACAGAUGUUAUCCUCAUGUGCUUCUCCAUAGACAGCCCCGACAGUUUAGAGAACAUUCCUGAGAAAUGGACACCUGAAGUGAAACACUUUUGUCCCAACGUCCCGAUCAUCCUCGUGGGCAACAAGAAGGACCUUAGGAAUGAUGAACACACACGCAGGGAGUUGGCCAAGAUGAAACAGGAGCCGGUAAAACCCGAGGAGGGCAGAGACAUGGCCAACCGCAUCAGUGCCUUUGGCUACCUGGAGUGCUCCGCCAAGACUAAGGACGGCGUGCGGGAGGUGUUUGAGAUGGCCACCAGAGCAGCGCUGCAGGUCCGCAAGCGCAAGAAGAGGGGCGGCUGCCAGCUACUGUGAGGAGGUGGAGUUUGUUGGCCAAUCAGCACCUGAGGGAGGACUCCCCGCCAUACACAGAGCAAAGUUAGAGAAACCUUAAAUCAAUGGCUUCCGUGGACUAUACUUACUUCACAGAUGCAGAUAUGCCACAGGCAAAUAUGAAAGACUGACACACCUGUUUAAAAGCAAAACAAAUCAGCCUUUAAAAAAAAAAAAAAAACUAUCUUCUCUGCUACUCACACAGUUAGUUUUUGUUUGUUUGCUGUUUUGUUUUCCCUCCACCAGCACACCGACCUGUUUGUGUGAAGGACCUGCCCCUCCCACCUCCUGUAUGUAUGAAUGAAUGUUUGUAUUUAUAUGUGCAUAUACUUUACAAAUAUAUCAUAAGUCUGCUUCUGUGUUAUGAUUGUUUACAGAGAAGGGUCUUUUAGUUCACACGCUCUCUGACUCUUUCUCUCAGUUCAUGGCUGCACGUUGCAGACAGUUUUAGUUUUGCUUUAAUAGCAUGGAACCCCUGCUUCUCUUGAACCCACACGUACCACUCCGUCUCCUUUUAUGCAUCAGCUUCAGUCACCAUCCUUCAUCUAUUUGCUGUACCACUAUUAAUUUUACACCCCGGAAAGUCCUAUUCCACCGAGUGCUGUGUCAGCAGAGCUCUGUUUCCCUCAGCUCCUGACAUAAAGGACUUAAUUUAGAGCCUGUUCACACUGUAUUAAUCCGCUGAAACCUACAGAAACCGAAGCAGCAGCGACUAUUUGUGUGGAGAGAUGUUGAGACUACACCUUGGUCCAUCUCUCUCCUCCAUGGCGAUAGCUUAAACUGGCACUGGAGACAGUAGCCUAUUGUCAUGGACACAAUACUCGCAGUCACGCUCACACUGGCUCUGACAGACGUCACCAACGCCAUCCCCCAAACAAGCUCUGCCUCCUGUCUGAACUCUGGACUGUUUCAGAUCCAGUAUACAGUCAUGAUCUAUCACUGAGGACGAGUGCAUACUGUAUACAGCCAUAUUAAUAUAACGACAGAUUAUAGGCCUAUUCUGCAUAUAAAAGUUUUAAUAAAAUACCCAGCUUGAUUGACAGCUCAGACUGUGUCAUUAUCAGCGUGCUAUCACCUCAGUUUUGCUCACCGGGUCAGUAACUCUUCACAUUUUGAAAUUGGGGCCUUGCUGGUGUGUAAUAGCCCUUUAUUUGACACUACAGGGACAUUCCUUGAAAUGUGAUUGAACAAAUGAGGAUUUCUAAGUAAGUGCGUAGCAAGUGUCCAGUCAAAGUUUUUCUCUUGUGCAGCCCUCGAAGAAAUUCGAAAAGGUCGUAGCCAACUGUAUAAACACAGGGUGUGCAUGUGUCUGGGAACAAUCACGGUGUCUUUGGGCUCAAAACUGAAACGUUAAAUCACUGUUUGACAUUUUUACACCAAUCUUAUUAACUGGAGAUUUGAACAAGAAUUGGCAGCAGAACUGAAAUGAAAGUACAAAACUGCAGUAGUUUUCUCCACUAGGUGACGUCAUCAUUAAACCACCUCAUUUCCCUAUAGGCAGCCCCAUGAUACAGUUAAAGUCAACCUAUUAGAGGCAGCAUGACAGGUUGUUGUUAGUACUGUACUGUAUACACCGUAUCCAGCCCUGCCCAGAAAAAGCAGUGAACACACCGUGCACACAGGUGUCCGAAAUGGUCUCACGUUGAUUUUUACCACCAUCAUAAGCUACAACUCUGGUGAUCUUUCUUUUAUCCAUAACAUUCGGAUCCUUAGAGAUCAGAAUGUUGCAGGCUUGGGCUAAUUCCUGGACAGUGCCUCUACGUCUCUAAUGUCAAACACCAUAGUUCAAGAGAAAAUGUUGAUUGUGAUGGCGCUUUACUAACAGGAGUGGGAUGUGUUGAAUGUCUGGAUGAGACAAACGUGUUAAUAAAGUAUUUUUGAAAUACUA